AUGAGCAGAAUAUCCUAAUUCAAAUCGACCUUAACCAAACUCGAAACGAUAAUUUAUUAGUUAGAAGAAAGCCUAGGAGUUGAGCAUAAGCCUUCCCCAUUUGCAGAAUUUAUUUAACUUAAUACUAAAUAAGAAAAUUAAUCAAACCAAAAGGUAGAAUAAUAGGUAGAACCUCAACAGAAAUAAUAAGAACCUUAGAAAUAGUCAAAAGAUCAUUAGAAAUAGCCGGAAUAACUUCAAAAAAGGAACAACCUUAAAAAAAAGAAAAGUAACCAUAAUAAGAGAAAAAACAACAAUAAAAUUUAACCGUAGUAGGACAAAAUGGCAGUUGCUCCAACACUUGUAGAUUUUUUAUGUAUAGAUAUGAGAGUUGGUGAAUUAAAGAGAGUUUGGAAGCAUGAAGAAUCAGAUAAAUGA
This is a messenger RNA of Paramecium tetraurelia, 417 nucleotides long. RefSeq lists its product as uncharacterized. Lineage: Eukaryota; Ciliophora; Oligohymenophorea; Peniculida; Parameciidae. The transcript is spliced from 2 exons. The record is from RefSeq and is a predicted model, not a curated record.